CACAACCAAAGAAAAAAUUAUCAGCGAAACAAAAUGAUAGUAUUAUAUCGCAAUCUGUAUUCACCUCAUAUGAUGAAAUGCAAAAAUUCUUCCAAGCUAUGAUGGAAAAACAGAAGACUGAAUCCAAAGCUGAGAUUGAAAAACAGAAAGCCGAGAUUGAAAAAUUGAAAGCUGAAUUUGAAACAAAAAUGACUCAACAAUCCAAAAAAUCUUGCUCUCCAAAAGAUAUUAGUAGAGAAGAAGCACUACAGUGGUUAGAUAAAGCUUUCCCUCCUCCCAUACCAACUAAACCAGAACGAUUGCAUUCAUCAAAUCAAAAUGCUAGAAUAGAUAGAAUAGAAUUGAAAAUAGAUGAAAUCGGUCAAAUGACAUCUCAAUUUGGGAAGAUGAUGCUUGAUAACAAAAAACCC
This is a messenger RNA of Dentiscutata erythropus, 410 nucleotides long. The record is from the annotation of a GenBank genome assembly. Lineage: Eukaryota; Fungi; Glomeromycota; Glomeromycetes; Diversisporales; Gigasporaceae.